GCGUCGGCCGCAGAUACCUACAGCUCGUAGCGUGUCGCGCAACAGACAGAUAAUAAACACAACAACAACAACGACGACGACGUCGACGAUAAUAAUAUAAUAUUAAUGUUUUCAAAUUCUAACCAUACAAAAUAUAAUUUCGUUUCGAAAAUUAAUAGUCUACGAAGACGGUCGCCGAGUAAGCACAAGUACUUUGUAUUAUCAGCCCGUGACAACGACUGGCCAGCCGCCGUGCACACCAUGACCGUGGCCGCCACAGGUUGUUGAAGUCUCCACGCGCAAAGGGCCGAAACAUGAUCACUCGACCGUCGUCCCAUGGCCCAGUAUGAAUUCCUGCCGCUGUGCGAUGUCCUGUUCAACAUCAUAUCGUUGGCCGCUUACUUCUGCGACAUCGUGUUCGACGUGGUCAUGGGCUACGCGCUGUAUUCGUACGGACGGUACGUGCCGUUCUGCGUUACGAUGCUGUUUGUAGGUGUAUCGGCCACGGUCGAACAGACCAUGUCGCUGCGUUGGUACUUGGCCUCGCGCUCUGUCAACGACAAGACGUCGGCGGCCGACAAACUGGUGCGAUACGCGGUCCAAGGAUUGCAUUUCGUUCAGCUCGGCGUCCUUUGGAGGUACUUCAAGUUGUUCCUGCCCGUCGACCUGAGGUACGUCAAGUUCGAGGUACGCGACUUGUGCAUGUUACGGUUGUUGCACGCCUUCUGCGAGUCCAUGCCUCUGCUAUUGUUGCAGUCGUACCUCCUGUGGACGGACGAAGGUGUCCUAAAACAUCUGCGCGACCUCAAUAAAGUGGCCAUCGCCCUGUCGACCGUCAGUGUAUGUUGGGCGCUGGCGUCUUUCGGUAAGAACGUUCGGAUGCAAAACGUCCACAGACUCGUCUUGACGUGGCUGGGAGUUAUAUUUCAGUUCCUAUGGCGGAUCGGUACGGUCGGAGCAAGAGUUAUAUCGUUGACCGCCUACGCCGCCAUGUACAAAUAUUGGAUACUAUUGGUGUUGAGUCUUCAUUGGUUGUCCAUGCUGUUGUGGCUACAUUCGCCGAAAAAUGUAUUUCACGGAGAACGGAUGUCGUCCAAGCGCAAAGCUUUUCUGUAUUCUCUGCUGGCUUUCGUGUACACGUUUGCGUACGUCAAUUUGAUCGAAGACAAUCAUAGGGAGAAAAUGCUGAUGUUUUACGUGGUGAUGGCAUUGGAAAACGCUCUUUUAAUGUUCGUCUGGAGUAUCGGCAGCGGUGAUAUCAUCAUGCCGUUUAUCGUUCUCGGAUUGUUCAGCGGCGGUCUAGUGUUCAUGGCGCUGUACUAUCAGUUUUUCCACGUAAGACGGCUUAAAUACGAAUCCGGCGGUCGACUGAGCAACGCUACCAACAGUAACAAUUCCACCGUCAAACUGGCGUUGGAGGCAAAGUACAAAGAUCAACUCAACGUGCCGAACGGCGGCAAAGUGGACCUCAUAAGGAGACACAGUUUCAGUAGCGUGUACGAAAACAUACCGCCCGGCGGUUACCGCAAUCGAGCCGCCGCCGUCGACGAAUUGCCGCCGACCAUACAGCGCAACCAAAGGUAUUACAGCGCGUUGCCGGCCAGCGUGCACAACGGCAUACCCGGCGUGUUCAACUGCCGUUUCACCAAUCCGUACGUGGCGGCCAUGCAGAAGAGGAAAAAGAAAAAGCCCACCACGUUCGUGCCGCCGCCGUCGUCGGGCCAGGGCGGCCGCGACAGCGUGGCGUUCUGGUGCAAGCCGCCGCCGCACUCCGAUCACAGCCGGCAAAACUCCAGCGACAACGGCAGCGUCCAAGAGUCGCCGCACGCCGUAGACAUCCGCCAAAAGUUACAGGAGAAGCGAUCCAAUCAGUUGGCCGAACUGAAAGCCAUCGAAGAGGAGAUCAGACAGGGCAAACUGAAACGGACACCGGACAACGACGAAGUGCUGUUGUCUCCGCAAGGGUUUCUACGACAACAAAAUUGGAGCAAUCCGCCGUACGACGCUCGAGAAAAUAGCUCGCCGCCAACGGCACGCGACCAAAUGCUGACGCUCGUGUACAAGUCGUACAAAUCGCCGUCGGACCUCGACUCGCAGAUAUCGUUGCCGCGGUCUUACACGCUGCCCAGGGAGUUCAAGUUUUACCGCAAGGUCAAGCCCAGGAAGACCGUUCGGUCCGAUCACUUUGUCGUCGCGUCCACCAACUCCAGCGACGGCGACGUGGACUCUGGCGACGAAGAGUCCGACUGCUCGCAACCGCAACUGUCUCCGCGGCCGUUGCGGCUGCCCGAACGCAACGCUCUGGGUGCCCGACACGAAACCAAACUAUGAGUUUUAUAAUAUGUUUUUAAAAUUUUUUUUGUACAGAAAAAACUUAGGUAAAUUUUGUUUUUUAUUAUUUUUCUUCCAAUACACAGUAUUAUAAAUAAUAUAUAAUAUAUAUUAUAUUAUGUAUAUUUUUCAUAAAGUGUGUAAAUAUUGUUUUUUAUACAAAUGAUUUUUAUGUAUGAAAUUUUUUACUCAUAAAAAAAUAUAUGAAAAUAAUUUAACUUAUAAUUAUUAUUAUAUUAUUAAAAAUAUCUAACGCGUAAAUAAUUGAUUAGUUCAAAUUUUAAAUAAUACAAAUAAAAACGAUAUAAUAUAAAUAUAUAUAUACGAUUAAAGAUCAAACAGAGAAAAAAAUUCAAUUCACAAGUACGUUCCGUGUUACAUACUUUGAUUGAUCGAGCCUAAAUUAUACAAAAAAAAAUAUGUUUUAAAAAAAAUAAAAAAUUUGUAA
Molecule: messenger RNA, 2758 nt
Organism: Adelges cooleyi (spruce gall adelgid)
Lineage: Eukaryota; Metazoa; Arthropoda; Insecta; Hemiptera; Adelgidae
Exons: 6
Coding region: 316-2310 (664 amino acids)
Biological process (GO): apoptotic process involved in development; phosphatidylserine exposure on apoptotic cell surface; engulfment of apoptotic cell
Cellular component (GO): plasma membrane
Source: RefSeq, a predicted model, not a curated record